Penicillium brevicompactum is the source of this 1911-nucleotide messenger RNA. RefSeq lists its product as uncharacterized. Gene Ontology annotation, molecular function: transmembrane transporter activity. Gene Ontology annotation, biological process: transmembrane transport. Bases 1 to 1911 code for a protein of 636 amino acids. NCBI's taxonomy places the organism in Eukaryota, Fungi, Ascomycota, Eurotiomycetes, Eurotiales, Aspergillaceae. The record is from RefSeq and is a predicted model, not a curated record. The transcript has 2 exons.
AUGGCUGACAAGGACGAGAUCAUCAGCGUGGCGACACCCGCCCAGCCUGCCAAAGAUGCCCCCGAGUCCAAGGUGGGAGAUGUUCUCCAAUCUCAGGGAGUGACUCGCAUGGAAGCAGUCUACCGCGAAGCAAAGACAAACCGGACAACCUUGUGGCUCGUCGGUAUAUCGGUCUUGGUGUGCGCCUGGGCCUACUCGCUCGAUUCUUCGACGACCUACAACUACUCCAUCGAUGCGUCGUCGUAUUUCAAGCAGCACGGCUCGGUCCUUUCAACUCUGUCUAUCGCUACGAGCAUCAUCAGCGCUGUAAGCAAGCCGUUUAUCGCCAAGAUCUCCGACAUCACCUCCCGUCCCUAUACAUACAUCCUCACAUUGUUCUUCUACGUGAUUGGUUAUAUCAUUGUCGCGAGCAGCAGGAGCAUUUCCGCCUAUGUGAUCGGUGAAGUCUUCGUUGCGAUCGGUAGUUCAGGCCUGGAUCUGACCAACGAUAUCAUCGUCGCUGAUCUGACGCCUCUCGAAUGGCGUGGCUUUGCCAGCUCAAUGCUUUCCACCCCCUUCAUCAUCAACACCUGGUUUGCCGGGAAGAUCGUCGAUGCUAUUGAUAGCAAGGACCAGUGGCGAUGGGGGUAUGGAAUGUUCGCUAUCAUCAUGCCUGUGGCCCUGGGUCCUGCUAUUGCCACUCUCAUCUGGCUUGAUCGCAAAGCGAAGAAAGCUGGCAUCGUGAAUCUGGCAUCAUCCAACGCAGCUCGGCGAGCGGCCCGUGAUCUUGCCGAGAAAGAUGGCACGGAGGCACCUCAUGGUGCCGUAGUAGCUGUUGCUGCUGAUCCGUCGGAGACUUGGCUUCAGACUCUUAACCGUAACUUGGAAGAGAUUGAUGCUCUUGGCCUUGUACUCCUUGGAUUCGGUUGGUCUUUGCUUCUGUUGCCAUUCUCACUGAAGACGUAUGCCGACCAUGGUUGGCGUAAUCAGUCACUCAUUUCUAUGAUGAUUGUGGGCGGUCUUCUCUUGGUCGCUUAUGUUGUCUAUGAGAUCAAGUGGGCUCGUGUGCCUAGUGCGCCUCGGCGGUUGGUGUUCAACAGGACUUUUAUCAUGGCUAUCAUUAUCGAUAGCAUUUACAUGCUUGCCGGAAGCAUGCGCAGUCUAUACUGGAGCUCGUACGUCUACGUCGCCAAGUCAUGGAGCUACCAGGACUGGGUGUACUACAACAACACCCUCACUCUCGCCCUUUGCAUCGCAGGACCGAUGGUCGGUCUCCUCCACCGUUGGACACACAGAUACAAAGCCAUCCAAAUCACAGGCCUGAUGAUCAAACUCAUUGGAAUGGGAAUCAUGCUCGACGGCAACAAGGCAACAUCCAACACAGCCGCAAUGGUAAUGUCAAUGAUAUUAGUCGGCUUCGGUGGCUCGAUGUCUGUUGUUGGCUCUCGGGUCGCAUCUCAAGCGUCCGUCCCUCACCAAGAUGUCGCCCUCGUCAUCUCCCUCUUAUCGCUGUGGUCGAAAAUUGGAAAUGCCAUCGGAGCCGCCAUUGUCGCUGUCAUAUGGGCUGAUCAGAUGCCCAAGCAGCUGCGUGAGCAUUUGCCUGCUACAGCGACCGAUGCUGAUAUCAAGAAGCUGUUUGGUGUCAUCACUUCUAUUCGCAAGAAUUACGCUUUCGAUGAUCCUAUGCGUGUCGGUGCUGUGCUCGCUUACCGCCGUGCCCUCUACUAUUGCAUUGCUCCUGCACUGGGCAUCGCUUUCAUCCCGCUGAUUGCUGCAUUCUUCCAGAGCAAUUACUUUUUGGGUAAAUCGCAGAAUGCGGUCACUAAUGUCGGAAAUGAUGGAUUGCCGUUGGAGGAGAAUGAUCGGGAUCCUGAAUUGGCACCCCCGAAAAACAAGAGGGAGGCAUUCUUGCGCUUCUGGGCUGGAAAAUAG